Cutaneotrichosporon oleaginosum is the source of this 1948-nucleotide messenger RNA. RefSeq lists its product as uncharacterized. Gene Ontology annotation, molecular function: peptidyl-prolyl cis-trans isomerase activity; protein binding. The record is from RefSeq and is a predicted model, not a curated record. Lineage: Eukaryota; Fungi; Basidiomycota; Tremellomycetes; Trichosporonales; Trichosporonaceae. Gene Ontology annotation, biological process: protein peptidyl-prolyl isomerization; protein folding.
CACAUCCUCCCACUGCACCACCAUGUCUGAAGACGAGCGCGCAACUCUGGGAAAGCGCGCACGCGAAGAGGCAUCAGCGUCGGCGUCGCCAGGUCCUGCUCCACCAGGCGAUGACGACUCGGACGACGAGAUCGGUCCGAUGCCGGUGCCGGCAGCGGAGAACGGGGCGGCGCGCAAGAAGCGCCGCGCGGUGCUCCCACACGAGCGACUGUAUCUCGAGCAUCUUCCCGACGCGGACCGAUACUACAAGUCGUUCAUGCACCGGGACACGCUCAACUAUGUCGUGAUGACGAAGACGGGCUACUUGAUCACGACGUCGAUUGACGGACACAUGAAGAUCUGGAAGAAGCAGGACAGCGGGAUCGAGUUCGUCAAGCACUUCCGGACGUCGUUGUCGUCGGUGGUGGGGCUGGCCGCAAGCGACGACGGCAAGCUGUGCGCGACGAUCAGCGCGAACGGCGAAGGCCGUGUUUUCGACGUUGUCAACUUUGACAUGAUCAACAUCCUCAAGUUUGGGUUCACGCCAAAGGCCGCAUGCUGGGUGCACGCGCCUGGCGCGGGCCAGGCCUUGCUGGCUGUGAGCGACGAGAAGAGCGCCGCGAUCAGGAUAUACGACGGGCGCGGGGACGGCGUGACGCCUCUGCAUGUGUUGGAGAAGGUGCAUCGCGCGCCGGUGCAUCUCAUGGUGUACUCGUCCAAAUUUGACUUAGUGAUCUCGGCCGACGAGGCCGGCUUUGUCGAGUACUGGCAGCCUUCUGAGCCGUGGAGCGUGCCCGCCCUCCCGGGAAUGUGGCAGUACAAGUCCUCGACGGACCUGUUCCAGUUCAAGAAGACGCGGACCAUCGCCGCCUCCAUCACGCUGUCGCCGAACCAGCGGCACUUUAGCGCGAUCGCGCUUCCCGACCGCAAAGUGCACAUCUUCAACACACUUACAGGCAAGCUGACGCGGACGUACGACGAGAGUCUCGAGGCCGCGAGCGAGAUGCAGCAGGCCGGGACGGCGGUGUUCAAGCUCGAGGACAUGGACUUUGGGCGGCGGUUGGCGAUCGAGCGCGAGCUGGACCGCGAUCACUCGGGACCGGGCGGGGCUCUGCGCACCGCUAAUGCCGUGUGGGACGAGAGCGGGAACAUGCUCCUCUACGCGACGCUGCUAGGCAUCAAGGUGGUGAACACAGUCACGAACAAGGUCGUGCGCGUAGUGGGCAAGGACGAGAGCCUGCGGUUCCUCAACCUCGCGCUUUUCCAGGGCGCGCCCAGCAAGCAGGUGCAGACGCUCGCGAUGGCGGCGUCGGCAAACCCGCUGCUGCAGGAGAAGGCUGCGCGGGACCCCACGCUGUUCUGCACGGCGCUCAACAAGGCGCGCUUCUACAUGUUUGGGCGGGGUGUGGUGGAGGAACACGCCGAGCGCGACGUGUACAACGAGCGCCCGACGGCCGAGGACCACGCCGUUGUCCCCGACAAGCCGGCGAAGAAGGUCCUCCCGACCGCGGCCACGAUACACACAAACAAGGGCGACAUCCACCUCAAGCUGUUCCCGCACCUCGCGCCCAAGACGGUCGAGAACUUUGCCACGCAUGCCCGGAACGGCUACUACAACAACGUCAUUUUUCACCGCAUCAUCAAGAAGUUUAUGCUCCAGGGCGGCGACCCGACGGGGACGGGCAUGGGCGGCGAGUCGAUCUGGGGCUCUGAGUUUGAAGACGAAAUCUCGCCGCUGGCCAAGCACGACCGGCCAUACACGCUCUCGUCGGCCAACGCGGGGCCGAAUACCAACGGCUCGCAAUUCUUUAUUACGACGGUCGCGACGCCGCAUCUUGACGGGAAGCAUACCGUCUUUGGCCGCGCAACGGGCGGCCUGGAAGUCAUCCACGCCAUCGAGAACGUCGCGACGGACAAGAACGACAAGCCGCUCGACGACGUGCGCAUGGUGUCGAUCACGGUCGAGUAG